Messenger RNA from Durotheca rogersii, 1435 nucleotides. Its product is annotated as Metalloprotease. Bases 193 to 1038 code for a protein of 281 amino acids. NCBI's taxonomy places the organism in Eukaryota, Fungi, Ascomycota, Sordariomycetes, Xylariales, Xylariaceae. The record is from RefSeq and is a predicted model, not a curated record. The transcript is spliced from 4 exons. Gene Ontology annotation, molecular function: metallopeptidase activity.
CGUUGAGGCCGACUGACUCCUUGGACAUCGACGACUUGCUCGAGCCAUAUUUGUCUCAGUAGCCGUUGGGAUGGGUAUAAGAGGUGCCCGCUGCCCCGGAGUCGUAGCAAUGGUCAAGUCGAUCAUCCAGUCGAUCAUCCAGCCCGACAAUCAGCUUCAAGUUUCGAGUCGAGCCCGUCAGACACCUUAGCCAUGCUGUUCAAGACCGUUGCCGCUGCUGCUUUCCUGGCCUCCUCGGCCGCAGCUCGGUCUUUCGCCCUCAACUCCACCGGGCUCUGCGGCACUCCCGAGCCCACGGAAGAGCAGAUCGCUGCCUCCAACGCCUUGCUCGCGGAAGAGCGGCUGGCCCGGGUGAACGGCCAGUUCCACGCUCUCCAGGCCUUCACCGUCAACACCUACUUCCACGUGGUGGCGGCAUCGACCUCCCUCAGCGAUGGCUACUUGACUCAAGCUAUGAUCGACGCCCAGCUGGACGUGCUCAACCACGACUACGGCCCGCACGGCAUCACGUUCAACCUGGUGAGCACGGACUGGACGGUGAACGCGAACUGGGCCGCGGACAGCAGCGAGCUGGCGAUGAAGCGCGCGCUGCGCAAGGGCGGCUACGGGGACCUCAACCUCUACUUCCUCGGCGACCUCGGCGGCGGCCUGCUCGGCUACUGCUACUUCCCGGACCAGGUCUCGCAGGGCUCGACUGCCUUCUACCAGGACGGCUGCACCAUCCUGGCGCACUCCGUCCCCGGCGGCGACGCCGCCCCCUACAACCUGGGCGGCACCGCCACGCACGAGGUCGGCCACUGGAUGAACCUCUACCACACCUUCCAGGGCGGCUGCCGCGGCUCGGGCGACCUGGUCGACGACACGCCCCCGCAGGCGUCGGCGUCGUCGGGAUGUCCCAUCGGCCGCGACAGCUGCCCCGGCGGCGGCGUGGACCCCAUCCACAACUACAUGGACUACUCGGAAGAUGCUUGCUACGAGGAGUUCACCCCCGGCCAGGCCGAGCGCAUGUACAGCGCCUGGUCGGCCUACCGCUCUUAACUUGUUGGGUUUUGACGACGCGCGGAGUUGGUUGGUUCCGGUCAUCGGGUGGUGUUGCGGGUGUCGAGUUAUACUAAAAAAGAAACGGUCUGGGCAUUAGCAUGGGUGUGCGAGUGUAAGGGUUGGCUGUUGGCUGUUGGUUGUGAGGUGUUGAGUGGAGUCGAGUUGCGAUAACGAGAUAUCCAAGUGUGGUUCAUGUACGGGGUAUGAGAGACGCAGGUUGCAUGGGGUGAAUAAUUUGAUUAUUUUUAUACGUUGCGAAUGGAGCAGCCUUGAUGAUAAUAUUGCGCUAUGAUGCCGACCGAAAACGUCUUACAGUAUUACUCUUAACUAUUACUAUAGGCUCCGAGAUUGCCCAACGCAAACUCUUCUACACUCACAUUUCCCCAUCUUCUUG